Peromyscus eremicus (cactus mouse) is the source of this 2814-nucleotide messenger RNA. RefSeq names its product eukaryotic translation initiation factor 2 alpha kinase 1 (gene Eif2ak1). NCBI's taxonomy places the organism in Eukaryota, Metazoa, Chordata, Mammalia, Rodentia, Cricetidae. Gene Ontology annotation, molecular function: ATP binding; protein kinase activity. The transcript is spliced from 15 exons. Bases 84 to 1946 code for a protein of 620 amino acids. The record is from RefSeq and is a predicted model, not a curated record. Gene Ontology annotation, biological process: protein phosphorylation.
UUACUUCCGGCUCGGGGGAAGCGAUUGCGGCCGACAGCGUUAUCGGAGACGCAGAGGGCGGCUGCUGUCCGCUCGCCGCGGCGAUGCUGGGCGGCAGCUCCGGGGAUGGCGAGCGCGACACCGACGACGAUGCGGCGGGGGCUGUGGCCGCACCCCCUGCCAUCGACUUCCCUGCAGAGGUCUCGGACCCCAAGUAUGAUGAGUCGGAUGUCCCAGCAGAACUCCAGGUGUUAAAAGAACCCCUGCAGCAGCCCACGUUCCCCUUCGUAGUGGCAAACCAGCUACUGCUUGUCUCCUUGCUGGAACACUUGAGCCAUGUGCAUGAGCCAAACCCCCUUCAUUCAAAACAGGUGUUUAAAUUACUCUGCCAGACUUUUAUCAAGAUGGGGCUGCUGUCUUCGUUUACCUGCAGUGAUGAGUUUAGCUCACUGAGACUGCACCACAACAGAGCUAUCACUCAUUUAAUGAGGUCGGCCAAGGAGAGAGUGCGUCAGGAUCCUUGUGAAGAUAAUUCUUACAUGCAGAAAAUCAGAUCCAGGGAGAUAGCUUUUGAAGCACAAACCUCACGCUACUUAAAUGAAUUUGAAGAGCUUGCCAUCUUAGGAAAAGGAGGAUAUGGAAGAGUAUACAAGGUCCGGAACAAAUUAGACGGUCAGCAUUAUGCAAUUAAGAAAAUCCUGAUUAACAGUGCAACUAAAACAGACUGUAUGAAGGUGCUACGAGAAGUAAAGGUUCUGGCAGGUCUCCAACACCCCAACAUUGUUGGCUAUCACACUGCAUGGAUAGAACAUGUUCAUGUGGUGCAGCCACAAGACAGAGUUCCCAUUCAACUGCCCUCUCUUGAAGUGCUGUCGGAGCAUGAUGGGGACAGCGAUCAAGGUGAUGUUAAAGACAAUGAAAGCAGCUCAUCCAUUAUCUUUGCCGAACUCACCUCAGAAAAAGAAAAACCUUUUGGUGAAUCUGACAUUAAAAAUGAGAAUAACAACCUGGUGAGCUACACUGCCGAUUUAGUGAUCAGGAACAGCAGUGAAUUUGAAUCGUCCAUUGAGCUCCGAGAAAACGGCUUGACCGAUUUGUCUAUCAGACCAGUUGUCAAGCAUCAGCUGCCGCUGGGGCAUAACUCAGACUUGGAAGGGAAUUCUGUGUCCACGGAUGAGUCUUCUGAAGGCAAUUUGAACCUGCUGGAGCAGACAGAGGUUCGGUACCACCUGAUGCUGCACAUCCAGAUGCAGCUGUGUGAGCUGUCCCUGUGGGACUGGAUAGCCGAGAGGAACAAGCGGAGCCGGGAGUAUGUGGAUGAAGCUGCUUGUCCCUACGUUAUGGCCAGUGUUGCAACAAAAAUAUUUCAAGAAUUGGUGGAAGGUGUCUUUUACAUACAUAACAUGGGCAUUGUCCACAGAGAUCUGAAGCCUAGAAAUAUUUUUCUUCAUGGCCCUGAUCAGCAAGUAAAAAUAGGAGACUUUGGUCUGGCCUGUGCAGACAUCAUACAGAAGAGCUCAGACUGGACCAGCAGAAAUGGAAAGGGAAUGCCGACACACACGUCCAGAGUGGGGACCUGUCUGUAUGCGUCACCCGAACAGUUGGAAGGAUCUGAGUACGAUGCCAAGUCAGAUAUGUACAGCCUGGGUGUGAUCCUGCUCGAGCUCUUUCAGCCAUUCGGGACAGAAAUGGAGCGAGCAACAGUCUUAACAGGCAUAAGGACUGGUCGGAUACCCGAAUCCCUUAGUAAAAGGUGUCCGGUGCAAGCCAGGUAUAUCCAGCUCCUAACUGGGAGGAAUGCAUCGCAGAGACCGUCUGCUCUUCAGCUGCUGCAGAGUGAACUUUUCCAGACAACGGGAAAUGUUAAUCUCACAUUGCAGAUGAAGAUAAUAGAGCAAGAGAAGGAAAUUGAAGAACUAAAGAGGCAACUCAGCCUCCUUUCCCAGGACAAAGGGCUGAAGGGAUGAGAGGGAAAAUGGGGUCCUACCUGUGUAGCCUCAAUUAUGCUGCCCACCAUGUGAAAGUGGACUUACACUCUUAAAAUAGUCGACAGCAAUGUAAAUUUUCAACCCUUAGCUGGGGACAGAUGGUGUUAUUCCCAGUUGUACUUAGCAAACCUGUGUAAAGAUAUAAAAGAACCCCCAGCUUCCUUUUCCUCAAGGAACCUUUUCAUGACCCAAGACUACACUAAAUUUAGCCUGUUCCUCCUGCCCUCUCCAAGUUUUGAUUCUUCAAUUUCCUACUUAAAUGUUACUGCCCACCCCUGAAACUUAAGGUAAGGUACCAUUCCGUUACUUUCUUUAAGCUCUGCCAAUUGACCAUCCUGUCUUCCAGAAGUUUCUACAGAAAUCAGUGCUGCCCUCCCCCCCCAACUACUUGUCCCCAGGCUGUCUGCCAGCUGGGCUACUGAUACUGUGACAGCUGCAAGUCUUCCUUGGUCCUUGCAUACUGCUACUGAGGCCAGUUACCAGACACUUGAUCACUCCUUGGCUCAAAACUUCUAUGGGCUCUGCACUGCCUGGAAGGUCAGAGUUGAGCUUCUUAGCACCAUCCCCAGCCUUUCUGUUCUCUCUCUCAACAUGGCAUCACCCUCAGCUUGUUCCUAUCAAGCUUUGAACUCCUUGCCCUCAAGCGAUCUUAGCAGCUGAGAUGUCAUAUUUUCUGCCUUUAUCUUGCAGUGUACCAUGAUCAUUUCCUUUUUAAAGCCCUCAACUCCCUAAACCACCUGAGCAUUCUUCAAUCUCUGAUGUCUUUAAGUGCCUGCUCCCUGGCUGGUAGUCAACUCAGUGCAUUGCACUUGAUUUUACUGACUUGAAUAAAAUAAAAUCCACAAAC